GGGGACCCGCGGCCCUACUUUCUCACCGGCGCGAUGGACGUCGCGCUCUACGACGAGCAGUGUGAGUUCGCAGACCCGUUCGUCGCGUUCCGUGGCCGCGACCGCUUCGUCGCCAACCUCGAGAACCUCGCGGGCGGCUUCAUCACCGAGUCGUCGACGCGCACGCUCUCGUCCGAGAUCGAGCGGGGCGACGCGGCCGCGGGCGUGCCGCCGUCGUACAAGACGAAGCUGCUGGUCAAGCUGCGGCUCGGCCUGCCGUGGAGCCCGGUGCUGGCGUGGCCGUGGGGCGUGGAGCACGUCUUCGACCCGGCGACUGGCCUGGUCGUGCGCCACCUCGAGAGCUGGGACGUGAGCCCGCAGGAGGGCAUCCGGCAGCUGGUCAGCCCCGGGGCGGGCAGGAAGGUCAAGUGA
Messenger RNA from Emiliania huxleyi CCMP1516, 411 nucleotides. RefSeq lists its product as hypothetical. The annotation marks the transcript as partial. Lineage: Eukaryota; Haptophyta; Isochrysidales; Noelaerhabdaceae. The record is from RefSeq and is a predicted model, not a curated record. The transcript has 2 exons.